AGGUUUUGGAAGCGAGAGGAAGUGGACGCCGGCCGCCAGCAUUGAGCAAACAUGAAUUCGUGACAAUAAAGAAAAAGAAAAAGACAAAGUGAAAAGAAAGUGAGAGAGUGAGAGAGAGAGAGAGAGAAAGAGAGAUAGAGAGAAAUAUAAAAGGAGAUAAAAGUUGAAAGAGAAAAAGAGAGAGAGAGAGAAAGAAAGAGAGAGAAAAAAAGACAAGGACUCGCUUUAAUUUAAUGUCUUUGCUUUCCCUCUCUCACUCUCUCUAACUCUCUUUCCAGUGCUCGCUUUAAUCUCUCUCUCUAAUUUACGUUGAUAAUGUGAAGUAAACGCCAGUGAGAGAUAGUGAAAAGAAAGAUAAUUAAAGACAGUGAAAGUAAGAAAGAAAGUAUAUUUUUAUUUUACAAAGAAACAAAAAUCAAAAAUCGUUUUCGAACCCAAGUGCUUCUGAAUCCCGUCAAUCAAAACAGCAACAACAAACAACAACAACAACAACAACAACAACAACAACAAACCAAGAAAGAGAAAGAGAGAGAAAAAAUAAAUAAAUAAACUGAAAUAAAACAAUUUUCUGACAAUUUCACGAAAAAAUUCCACGCGAGUGACUUCAACUUUCAACGCUCCCACGCCCUCCCACGCCUUCCUACGCCCACCCCGCGCCCACACCAGGUAGAAUGGAGACCCUCACGCCCACUCCUCCUGCAGUCAACGCAGAGGCAGCCACAGCGGACGCCCUACACCAGGAAAGAAUGGAAUAUAUUAGAGAAUUGGUGCAAGAGAGAGAGAGUCUGGCAAGUGCAGCGGGAUGUGAUGUAGCAAGAAGGUUGAUCGAACAAGAGUUAGAGCGAGUGCAGAGCGGCAGACGGAGCGAGGAGAAGAGAGCGGUGGAAGUCACGAAAGAGAAGAGCAUUAAAGUGACGGUGAAGGUGCUGGUCCCUGUGAGAGAGCAUCCCAAGUUCAACUUCGUGGGGAAACUGCUUGGACCAAAGGGAAACUCUCUGAAAAGACUGCAAGAGGAAACAAUGACAAAGAUGGCAAUUCUAGGCAAAGGGUCAUUUAGAGACAAGGCCAAAGAGGAGGAGCUCAGGCGAAACCCAGACCCGAAAUACGGACACCUUCAGGAGGAUCUUCACGUUGAGGUGACUGCCACGCCCCCCGCUGAAGCCUACGCCCGCAUCGCCUACGCCCUCACGGAAAUAAGACGUUACCUUGUCCCGGACCACAACGAUGAGAUUAGACAGGAACAGAUGAGGGAGAUGCAAGUUCUUAGUGGGAGAACUGGACUUGGGGAGGUGGGGGCUGACGGUCACACAGAAUCUAGUGGCUCUCUCUCCCCUCCCUCCUCCCUCUCCCCGCCCCCACCAGGCCCUGUCAAGCUCCCCAACGCCCACCAGCUGGUUGCCCACGCCCACGCCGCGCAGGUCCCCUCCCUCAUGACCCACCCGGCCAUGAGGGGACUCACGCGCACACAAAUGGGUCUACUAAGUGCUGUUCCCAGUCUGCCAGCCCCAGGAGUGCCCGGCGCCCUUAUGAACCGGUUUCCCACAAUCCUGCCGCUAGGGUCCGUCACUCCUCUCCCGCCACACGCCAGAAGCCUGCCAGUGUAUGAGGAGUACAGUGACGUCACCACCAGCCUGCAGACGGAAUACGAUGCCGCUCUCGUCACAGACGCGGACAAAAAAGAUGGCGUCUUCAAAUCAGGGGCUCAGCUGGCAAGAGGAAAGUUUCGUCACGAGCCUUAUCGUCGUCUGCCUGUUAACGUGCCAUCUUAAUCACCUGUCCACCCACCUGUCUGUCUGUCUGUCUGUCUGUCUGUCUGUCUGUCUGUCUGUCUGUCUGUCUGUCUCGGAAAGAUCAGCUGAUUUUUUUGUUGCAUAAAUUAAAGGUUUGUGUGUGUGUGUGUGUGUGUGUGUGUGUGUGUGUGUGUGUGUGUGUGUGUGUGUGUGUCUAGCGAUUUUUUUUUAUUGGUUUGUUUGUUUGUUUGUUUGUUUGUUUUCUAUCUGUCUAUUUUUUUCUGUCUAUCUGUUAUUAUUAUUAUUAUUAUUAUUAUUAUUAUUAUUAUUAUUAUUAUUAUUAUUAUUAUUAUUUCUGUCUGUCUGUCUGUCUGUCUGUGUGUGUUUGUUUGUUUGUUUGUUUGUUUGUUUUCUGUCGUUUUUUAGUUUUUCGUCAAAUUUUUGUUGUUCUCUCUCUCUCUCUCUCUCUCUCUCUCUCUCUCUCUCUCUCUCUCUCUCUCUCUCUCUCUCUCUCUCUCUCUCUCUCUCUCU
Messenger RNA from Scylla paramamosain (green mud crab), 2261 nucleotides. RefSeq names its product KH domain-containing, RNA-binding, signal transduction-associated protein 2-like. The record is from RefSeq and is a predicted model, not a curated record. Gene Ontology annotation, molecular function: mRNA binding. Gene Ontology annotation, biological process: regulation of alternative mRNA splicing, via spliceosome. NCBI's taxonomy places the organism in Eukaryota, Metazoa, Arthropoda, Malacostraca, Decapoda, Portunidae. Gene Ontology annotation, cellular component: nucleus.